Molecule: messenger RNA, 2106 nt
Organism: Polypterus senegalus (gray bichir)
Lineage: Eukaryota; Metazoa; Chordata; Cladistia; Polypteriformes; Polypteridae
Product: adenylosuccinate synthetase isozyme 2-like
Exons: 13
Coding region: 73-1479 (468 amino acids)
Biological process (GO): 'de novo' AMP biosynthetic process; IMP metabolic process
Cellular component (GO): cytoplasm
Molecular function (GO): adenylosuccinate synthase activity; GTP binding
Source: RefSeq, a predicted model, not a curated record
GCAGUAUGUCCGCGCCCCCUCUCUCGCUCCCGGCCCGCGCUCUCCUAGUUUCUACUUCUGCGGCAGGACAGCAUGGCGGGUACUGUAGGUGUCUCGAACGGACCAGAGACGUCUUUAAAUGGUGAGCCGGCUCCGAAACGACUUCGGGAGAUCCGAGAAGCAACGCUGGGCACCUCUGGGGAACCCCGAAAUCGAGUGACUGUGGUGUUGGGUGCACAAUGGGGCGACGAAGGAAAAGGGAAGGUGGUGGACCUAUUGGCUAUGGAUGCGGACAUCGUGUGUCGCUGCCAGGGUGGCAACAAUGCAGGGCACACAGUUGUGGUUGAUUCAGUGGAAUACAAUUUUCAUCUGUUGCCUAGCGGUAUAAUAAACAAGAAUGCUGUGUCUUUUAUUGGGAAUGGUGUUGUGAUUCAUUUGCCUGGAUUGUUUGAGGAGGCAGACAAAAACAUGAAGAGGGGAAAAGGUUUGGAGGGCUGGGAAGAGCGACUCAGGAUUUCAGACAGAGCACACAUCGUAUUUAAUUUUCACCAAGCAGCAGAUGGGGCACAGGAACAGCAAAGACAGGAACAGGCAGGAAAAAACCUAGGUACAACCAAAAAAGGAAUUGGACCAGCCUAUUCUUCCAAGGCAGCUCGGACAGGUUUAAGAAUUUGUGACCUUCUAGCAGACUUUGGAGAGUUUGAAAAAAAAUUCCGUGUAUUAGCAGGGCAGUAUCAGUCCAUGUAUUCUUCUCUUAAUAUUGAUGUAGAUACUGAGCUUGAGCAGCUUAAGAUGUAUGCAGAGCGUGUUCGACCUCUAGUCACAGAUGGUGUAUAUUUCAUGUACACAGCCCUACAAGGACCCCCAAAGAAGAUCUUGGUAGAAGGUGCCAAUGCUGCACUUCUUGAUAUUGACUUUGGGACAUACCCUUUUGUUACUUCUUCAAAUUGCACUGUUGGAGGAGUGUGCACGGGUCUUGGCGUACCUCCUAGAAAUGUUGGCAAAGUGUAUGGAGUUGUAAAGGCCUAUACAACCAGAGUUGGAGUUGGUGCUUUCCCUACUGAACAAGUCAAUGAGAUUGGAGACUUGCUUCAGAAACGUGGGUCUGAGUUUGGAGUGACAACUGGUCGCAAGCGGAGAUGUGGGUGGCUGGAUCUGGUCUUAGUCAAAUAUGCCCACAUGGUCAAUGGCUUUUCAGCCUUGGCGCUGACAAAGCUGGAUAUUCUUGAUGUGCUUAAAGAGAUCAAAGUUGGUGUAGCUUAUAAAAUAGGAGAUCAGAAGAUCGAAUAUUUUCCGGCAAAUAUGGAUGUUCUUAAUAAGGUUACAGUUGAUUAUGUCACCCUGCCGGGCUGGGAAACAAAUACAGAGAAUGUACGAUCCUUUGAAGAUUUGCCAAAGAAUGCCCAGGACUAUGUACACUUCAUAGAACAUUUCCUGUCAGUACCAGUUAAAUGGAUUGGAGUUGGCAAGUCUCGAGAAUCCAUGAUCAAGUUAUUCUAAAACAGAAGAAAGAACACUGUAUAUGUGAUGAAAUGACUUGGAUUUACAUAGUAGCAGGAAUUAAGAUGAUGAAGCACCACAUUUUGAUUUAUUCCUUCUGUAUAUUGAUAUAACAUAUUCAAACCCAUUUAUGGUGAGCAGUUUGCAGUCUCUGGCAUUUGAGAAAAACUAAUCAUCUGCUACCAGAGGUAGUGAUUGUCCGUUUUUUGAAUGUUUAAUACUUUUUAUGUUAUUUAGAGUGUCAAUGUUCUUUGCAAUUUAUUAAAUGUGUGUCAAUGAACAAUGAAGUUUUAUUUUAAAUAUCUGAAAUUUAAAUUGUUGCUCAUUAGUGUUGUAGUAAAAUUCAUAUUCCCUUUCUAAAAACAGAAUCAAAAUGUUAGUUUCCACCUUUAUGAAAUACAAGUAAAAGUAUACUUCAAGCCUUUCAGCUGCUUAUUGGGAAUAACUUUAGCAUCUAACUCCAAUAUUUCAUCAGAUUCUCUUUUGAGAAGUACUAAAAAAAAAUAUGGCUUUCUUGCAGAGCCUUUUGGCAAAUGACCAUAUGCUAGUUUGUAAAAGGAACUAUUUUUCAUAAAAAUCAUUUUGAAAACCUUUCAAUUGAAAUAAAAUUUAAUAAUAAAAACCAAA